CUAGAAAUUUCCCCUUAUUUCUUUGUAAACAAUUGUUUUGUUCAACGUACGUGAACAAUGCUUUACCAUCUGUUAUAACAUAGAUGUUAAGUGAAGAAAUAAAUCAAAGAAAAGCCACACAUUUAUUUAAAUAUUAAGAAAAAUGGACUGGACAAGAACAGAAAUCAGUAAUUUAAUAAGUUUAUAUAGACAAUACGAGUGUCUAUGGAAUACUAGCCAUGAGGAUUACAAUAAUUACGAAGUCAAACAAAAUGCUUGGCAGGAUAUAGCGGCCUCAUGUGACAAAGAAGUGGACGAAGUUAAGAAAAAACUUAAAAAUUUACGAUCGGCUUAUGUUUCGGAGAAAAAGAAAUCGGAAAAAUCCAAGGAUCAUGGUAUCGAUUACAAACCCAAUCUGUUCUAUUUCAAUGAAUUAGAAUUUUUAGACACGGUUGUCGUAUUGAGAAAGUCAACAUUGUCACCUACAGCAACACAGUCUGUUCUUUCAGUGCGUAACAAAGUAGACAAUUUGAAUGGUAAACGUAAACAUAAAAUUGUUAAGCUCGAUAGGAAAUCUCUUCGAGAUAUAAAAUUUAAUAAUGCUCUUGAUGCCAUAUUAGCUUCGGUAAAACAGCAACAAACUCAGCCAACAGUCAAUAACAGUGUCGGCAGUGUCGAGGAUGAUAAUUUAUUUAGUUCUUUUGGUAAAACAACAGCACUGCAAUUACAACAAUUGCCAGUGGAUAAAGCUACCGAGACAAUGGCUGCCAUUUAUCAACUGGUGGCGAAAAAAACACUAGAUUCGUUGCAAAAAUCAGUGGGAAAUAAAGCAAAUAUAAAACGAACUAAUGGCGUAAUAUCAUUUGAAACUAUGAGUCCUUAAAGUUAAAUAUAAAUGCUAGUUAUUAGUAAAUACUAUAAGUUUGUAGUUUGCCUGUUAAUUUGGACUACUUUUGAAAUUUUUAAAUGUUUUCAAUAUGAGAGGAAAAAUUAGCAGGGUUCCUGUUAGUCCUUAAGUUCUUAGAAUAAAAUCUUCAAUUAUAAAACUUUAUUAUAACUGUAAUAUAUGUUUUCAUUUUAAACAUAUUUUUAUAAUUUUAUCACAAUCUAAUAAAAUUAUUUCGAUGGACAUUUUUUCUUUCGUAAUGAAACCUUA
Molecule: messenger RNA, 1135 nt
Organism: Lucilia cuprina (Australian sheep blowfly)
Lineage: Eukaryota; Metazoa; Arthropoda; Insecta; Diptera; Calliphoridae
Exons: 1
Coding region: 143-862 (239 amino acids)
Source: RefSeq, a predicted model, not a curated record